AUGGAACAUCCAGCAUUUACAUUGGGUCUUUUAACCGCUACCGGUGGUCUCAUGGGUUACUACCGUAAGGGCUCCAUCCCAUCCUUAGUAUCCGGGUUGGUAUUCGGUAGUGUGUACGGUGUUGCCGGGUACUUGCUGCACUUUAACAGAGACGGUGGGCUGGAAAUGGCCCUGGGUGCAUCGACCUUGUUGCUCGGUGCAGGGAUCAUUAGAGGUAUGCCUUCCAGGUUCACCAAGCCUGUCCCCGUUGUUCUAACCGCUUUAGGUGGGGUUGGUAGUUACUACUACUAUAAUAAAUACAAGGAAUUUUACCCUUGA
Saccharomyces eubayanus is the source of this 318-nucleotide messenger RNA. RefSeq names its product Tmh11p (gene TMH11). Gene Ontology annotation, cellular component: membrane. NCBI's taxonomy places the organism in Eukaryota, Fungi, Ascomycota, Saccharomycetes, Saccharomycetales, Saccharomycetaceae. The transcript has a single exon. Bases 1 to 318 code for a protein of 105 amino acids. The record is from RefSeq and is a predicted model, not a curated record.